AUGAGUGGUGCAUUUAAUGGAUUGAAGACUUUGAUUAUGAAUGAAACAAAAUUUGCAUACUUUACUCAUUGUUUUGUUCACCAAUUACAGUUAGCCCUAGUGUUUGUUGCACAAAAUCACACGAAGGUUAAUGAUUUCUUUGAUGCGGUUUCUCGGCUAUUAAACAUUAUUGGAUCUUCCUACAAACGACGAGAUAAUUUAAGAAUAAAACAAGCAAAUAAAGUUAUGGAAGCCUUUGUUGAAGGUGAGCUUGAGAGUGGUACCGGUUUGAACCAAGAAGUGGGUAUCAAACGACCAUAUGAUACUCGAUGGGGUUCUCAUUUUUCAUCUCUAUUGGAUAUCAAGAACAUAUAUUCUUCCAUUUGUGAAGUACUUGAAGACCUUGGUAAAGCUAAUAGUGAUCGUGAUCGUAAAGUUGAAGCAAUUCGCAUCUUAAGGUUAUUAAAGUCCUUUGAUUUUGUGUUUUGUCUACGUUUGAUGGUUGAUAUAUUGGGAGUCACAAAUCAUUUGAAUACAAUAUUACAAAGAAAAGACCAAGAUAUCAUAAAUGUCAUGAAUCAAGUAAGCAGCUCUAAAAAAGCAAUUCAAGAAAUUAGAGAUGUAGGAUGGGAACCACUUUUAGGGAAUGUUACUUUGUUUUGCAAGAAACAUGAUGUUAGAAUCGGGGAUAUGGAAGAUGAAUAUUAUGAUGGAUUCAGUUGUCGAAGAGGUUCACCGGUUAACAACUUACACCAUUAUCAUGUUGAUGUAUUUAAGGCGGUGUGUGAUAUGCAACUUCAAGAGCUUAACCAUCGCUUUAAUGAAGCCAAUACGGAAUUACUUCUUUGCAUAGCUUGUUUGUGUCCGCGUGAGUCUUUUAAAGCCUUUGAUUUGGAUAAACUAAUGGAAAUGGCUACACUUUAUAGGGAAGAAUUUCAAACAGAAUAUGAUUUUCAAGUUCUUGAAGUUGAACUUAAAAAUUACAUUAAUGAUGUGUGA
Lactuca sativa (garden lettuce) is the source of this 978-nucleotide messenger RNA. RefSeq lists its product as uncharacterized. The record is from RefSeq and is a predicted model, not a curated record. NCBI's taxonomy places the organism in Eukaryota, Viridiplantae, Streptophyta, Magnoliopsida, Asterales, Asteraceae.